Messenger RNA from Diprion similis, 3433 nucleotides. RefSeq lists its product as uncharacterized. Gene Ontology annotation, molecular function: heme binding; monooxygenase activity; oxidoreductase activity, acting on paired donors, with incorporation or reduction of molecular oxygen. The record is from RefSeq and is a predicted model, not a curated record. The transcript has 14 exons. NCBI's taxonomy places the organism in Eukaryota, Metazoa, Arthropoda, Insecta, Hymenoptera, Diprionidae. Bases 9 to 3410 code for a protein of 1133 amino acids.
CUGGAGAAAUGGAAUUUUUCGUGUCAAUAUGGUUCGUCAACUGUGCCAUUAUAGUUCUGUUCGCAUUGACCACGUUCUACUUCUACAUGACGCGGAACUUUAAUUAUUGGAAAAAGAGAAACAUAGUCGAGAAGAAGCCAUUACCGUUUUUCGGUAACUAUUUUUCCUGUUUCACCCUUCAAACUUCUCCGGGUAACUUCCUUAAGGAUCUACACAAUGAGGACAAGAGCGUGAGUCAACUCGGCUUCUACAUCCUCGAUAAGCCUUGUCUUCUAGUGCGGGACUUGGAGUUUAUCAAUCGUAUUAUGGUGAAGGAUUUCAACACGUUUUGCGACAGAUUCAGUGGCUCGAACGGCGACGACCCUCUGGGGGUAGCGAAUUUGUUCACUCUGCAGAAUCCACAUUGGAAAACUGUCCGCGUCAAGCUGUCUCCGACUUUCACUUCCGGGAAAUUGAAGCAGAUGUUUCAAUUGAUGAUCAAGGUUGGCCAGGAACUGGACUGCCACUUCGAGACGUUGAAAUUAGAAGGUGAAGGUCGAGUGAUCGAACUGCGGGAAAUUGUCGCAAAAUACACGACGGACGUAAUCGCCACGUGCGCCUACGGCAUCGAAGCCAACUCCUUCAAAAAUCCAAAUGCAGAAUUUCGAAACUGUGGGAAGAGGAUUUUCAACGAUAGUUAUAAGCGCGCCUUUGAGUUCAGAUCAUUCUUUUUCACACCGAAUUUUACGAAGCUGUUCGGUAUGCAGUUUUUCGAGAGAACUUCGAGCGAAUUCUUACGCAAGGCACUAUGGGACACUAUUAUUCAACGCAUGAAAAAUGGGAUUCACAGGAAUGAUCUAAUAGACACUCUCAUCCAGCUAAAAAAUGAUCAAGCCGAAGCCGGCCUCGACGAUGACGAUAACAAUUCGUUCAAGUUCGAUGGCGACAAUCUGACCGCCCAAGCAGCCGUUUAUUUCACUGGGGGGUCCGAGACGACAUCAGUCACAAUAGCCUUUACGCUGUACGAGCUCGCUCUGCAACCGGAUGUUCAGACAAGACUGCGCGAGGAGAUAAAUUCGGCUCUCGAGGAAAAUGAAGGAAACAUCGAGUACGAAUGGGUGAUGCAGCUUCCUUACCUCGGCAUGGUCGUUUCGGAGACGCUUCGAAAGUAUCCUGUAGUCUCGUUCAUAGAUAGAGUGGUUAACACCGACUACAAGAUACCCGGCAGUGAUACGGUGCUUGAAAAGCUUACACCAAUCUUCAUAUCUGUCUCUGGAUUUCAUCACGAUCCACAAUAUUUUCCGGACCCUGAAAAAUUCGACCCGGAGAGAUUCAGCAACGAGAACAAGCAAACGCGUCCCUCUUGCGUUUACAUGCCAUUCGGUGAUGGUCCCCGUAACUGUAUAGGCUUCCGUUUCGCACUGGUAUCACUCAAGCUCGGCCUCAUCAAGAUAGUAUCAAAAUACAAGCUAUUUCCGAGCAAGGACACUGUGAUUCCACUGCGAGUGAAUCCAAGGUGUCUUUUCACAACAAUGGAUCAUGAUCUGCUCCUCAAAGUGCAAAAAAUUUAUGACUGUAUCAUCAACGAGAAUACUGUUAAUAUUUUGAUAAAUGCUGAUAUCUUUGAAGUGUUUAGAAAGUAUAACUGUCCGAAGACUGUUCUGAUUAUAAAAGUCACGAGUCGCUAUGAAAUCGUAAUCACCAUUGAAAUAACGCAGCUGGAAAAUAAUCACGGAGUUUUGUUGCGGUCAAUUUACGAAAACUGCUUCUUCCAUCUCAGUUUCAAAGCAUCAGCUUGGCUCGUUGGAAACUGUCAAUUCUGCUCUCGUUUUUACUCAAAACGUGGAAUAAACUUACUGUCAAUACCAGACAGGAUUAAAAUGGCUCUGCUGACAUGGUACUGGGGACUCGACGUUGUCGUGAUGUUACUGACGCUGAUCGUUACGGCGUACCUUUACAUGACCCGGAAGUUCAAAUAUUGGGAGAAAAGAGGAGUGUUCGAACUACAACCGACGGCUUUCAUCGGGAACUUUAAGGACUGCGUGCUCUUCCGGAGAUCAGCCGGCGAAUUUCUCAAAGAUAUCUACGACAAGGGCAAGGGCUUGAAGUACUUGGGCUUCUACAUUUUCGACAAGCCAGCCCUCCUGAUCCGGGACCCUGCGAUAAUAAAAAAUGUGCUCAUCAAAGAUUUCAAUUACUUUUCGGACCGACAUGUUGCCGCAGUCGACACCGACACCUUGGGCACCGCAAAUCUCUUUACAAUAAAGAACCCGCAUUGGCGGAUUCUACGCAACAAACUGACGCCAGUUUUCAGCUCUGGAAAGAUGAAAAAAAUGUUUCACUUAAUGGUUGCCGUGGCCGAGGAUCUGGACACCCACCUUGAGGCCCAGAACUUGCAUGGUAAAGGCCGAGUGAUCGAGCUUAAGGAGACUUGUGCCAAGUACACCACAGACGUGGUCGCCUCUUGCGCAUACGGCCUUCAGGUUAAUUCCCUGAACAAUCCGGAGGCAGAGUUCAGAAAAUUCGGAAGAAAAGUAUUCACCUUCAACUACAGACGCGCCGCGGAGUUAUUUGCGUUCUUCUUUAUUCCUGGUAUCGUCAAGCCAUUGGGAUUCAAAUUCUUUGAGACGAGCUGCUCUAACUUCUUGCGAAAGGCUUUGUGGGGCGCUAUCGACGACAGGAUGAAAAGUGGCGAGCACAGACACGACCUCAUCGACACUCUCAUCGAGCUAAAGAAAACCCAGGCCGAGAGUGACGUACAAGAUCCUGACGCAUUCAAAUUCGACGGAGACAACCUGGUGGCCCAGGCAGCGGUCUUCUUCACAGCAGGCUUCGAAACAUCGUCUACCACGAUGUCCUUCUCGAUGUACGAACUGGCCUUGCAGCCAAAACUUCAGCGACGGCUUCGCGACGAGAUCAGUUCAGCUCUCGAUGAUAGUGGUGGAAAGCUCAGUUAUGAAACGGUAAUGAGUCUUCCGUACCUGGACAUGGUCGUGAAGGAAACCCUCCGCAAAUAUCCGCCUCUGCCAUUCCUCGACAGGGUUGCAAUGGAUGAUUACAAAGUCCCGGGGACUGACCUCGUCAUCGAGAAGGGAACACCAACUUACAUUCCUAUGUUCGGACUCCACUAUGACCCGGAAUAUUUUCCGGAACCUUUUAAGUACGAUCCGGAGCGUUUCAACGAGGAAAACAGGCAGAAUCGUGCCUCUUGUAUCUACAUGCCUUUCGGAGAGGGUCCUCACAACUGUAUCGGUCUUCGGUUCGGAACCCUCCAAGCCAAACUCGGUCUCGUCAAGAUCCUCUCCAAGUACGAGGUGACGCCCUGUGAGCAAACCCUGAUCCCGAUGCGCCUCGAUCCAAAGGCUCUUAUUUUGUCAUCGGAUGGCGGUCUCUAUUUGAACGUGCGAAAAAUCACGACCGUUGCUGUAUAAAUAGAGAAAAAUGCAAGCCGAUA